GGCUGACGCUUGUGUGUUCUGUUUCAGAGUGUGACUCUGGGACAUAUGCUCCUGCUAUGGUCCGUCCAAGGUCUCCGCACUCGAGCACCGCAUGUAUCAUGGGCGAUGGCAUGUGUAGAGAGAAGCGAGUAUGGCAAAGAAGCUUGACAUUCCGAAACGGGCUAGCUCAGCGUCUGCACGGACCUCGGAGCUUUCAUCUCGGACAGCAACGAUCCCAACAUCACUCCGACCCGACAGUGAACCAUUUGAGGGCGUCUUCAUCACACAUAAAGUCUGCAGAAGUAGUUUCACCAUGGUCAAUACUUCCCAACCGCUGCUUGGGCGUAUUACCCCACAUUCAGAACAGAGGUUGGAUUGUGACUCAACCUCAACAAAAUCGUCCAUCCUCCUACGCACGCAGGAACAAUAUCCCUGCUUCUCGCAGUCGUGUGAGCCGAAAUUUUACAGCAUCUCAACAUGUCUGUACGUGAAGCGAUCAUCUCAGAGCUUGAUGCGAAUCGCGAGAGCUACAUCACGUUCCUUCAGCAGCUGAUCCAAGCGGCGUCUCCCAACCCACCGGGAGACACCACUGAAGCCGCAAGAGUAAUCCAAGAUUAUCUAGAAGAUCAUGGCGCGGAUUCUGAGAUUGUCGCGCCUUUACCACAUGCGCCGAAUGUUGUUGCCGACUUCCGCGGCGGGAGAGGCGCCGGCAAGCGUGUGAUACUGAAUGGGCAUAUCGACACGUAUCCAGUAGAGAAACCAGACGCGUGGAAGAACGGGCCAUACUCAGGCUACAACGAUAGAAGUAUAAUCCAUGGCCGAGGUGCGGUCGACAUGAAGGCUGGAAUCGCAGCAUCUGUUAUCGCGUACACAAUCCUGCGAAACAAAACAGAGAGCCUGAAAGGCAGCGUGGGCCUCAUGGCAGUAUCAGAUGAAGAGACAGGAGGGAAAUGGGGCACGCGAUAUCUCUUGGAGAAUUGCGGAAAACCAUCGCGCUGGGUUGGCGACGUUGUCCUGAACGGAGAACCUGGUGGCCUUCAAUCGAUCCGAUUUGGCGAAAAGGGCACGUUGCGGAUCACGUUUACGGUUGAGGCGCAAGGCUUGAAUGGCGCUUAUACUUUCCUUAGCCGCGGUGCGAAUAUUGUGGCUUCUAGACUCAUCGACAAACUCCUAGACCUAGAGAAUCUCGAACCUCGACUUCCAGAAGAGAUUCGAAAGUAUUUUGAUUCGCGAGCCCGCGAGAUAGCCGACGAGAUAAUGGGCGAAGGAGCAUCGGGAGUACUUUUGAAGCCUACUGUUAAUGUGGGAACCAUCCAUGGAGGCGUUAAGGUCAAUACGGUUCCCGAAGAGUGCGUUUUCCAAGCCGACAUCCGUCUCCCUAUCGGGAUGGAGGCUUCUACGAUUCUUGGCCUCAUUGAUCAAUAUCUGCAAGACUUUCCUCAGGCUUCCUACAAGGUGCAGGAAGCAGCUAGCAAUCCCGCAAACUUUUGCACAACAGAGCAUCCGUUCGCAGGAAUAAUUGCGAAGUGUGCUGAAGAAGUCAUGAGCAUCAAACCAGUCAUGUUAGCCGGAUUGGGAGGAACGGAUUGCAAGUUCUAUCGUUAUCGUGGCAUCCCAACCUACGUCUACGGCCCUUCCCCAAAGGGCAUGGGCGGCAGUCACGAAGCGGUGUCCAUCGAUGAGUUCAUGGCAGUGGUGAAGACUCAUACAUUGGCUGUUUGGGACUUCCUCAACCAUGAGUGAAAGGACUGGGUUGGUAGAGGGAUGGUAUGAUGUAAUUGAUUGCGAUUAUCCGCUUUGAUACUCAGUAAAUCUCCAUUGAUACUAAGGAAUGGUAUUAGCCUCAAAUUCAUGUUAUUGCGCCCCAGUAGCACGGUCUAGGUUACGUGGUAACAUGACCCUCGAUAUGACGGGGACGGGCUUGUAGACUAUGACUCCAAG
Molecule: messenger RNA, 1920 nt
Organism: Paraphaeosphaeria sporulosa
Lineage: Eukaryota; Fungi; Ascomycota; Dothideomycetes; Pleosporales; Didymosphaeriaceae
Product: putative acetylornithine deacetylase
Exons: 1
Coding region: 457-1722 (421 amino acids)
Molecular function (GO): hydrolase activity
Source: RefSeq, a predicted model, not a curated record